Molecule: messenger RNA, 1676 nt
Organism: Scleropages formosus (Asian bonytongue)
Lineage: Eukaryota; Metazoa; Chordata; Actinopteri; Osteoglossiformes; Osteoglossidae
Gene: slc35a1
Product: solute carrier family 35 member A1
Exons: 8
Coding region: 136-1149 (337 amino acids)
Biological process (GO): pyrimidine nucleotide-sugar transmembrane transport
Cellular component (GO): Golgi membrane
Molecular function (GO): pyrimidine nucleotide-sugar transmembrane transporter activity
Source: RefSeq, a predicted model, not a curated record
CAUAGUUAUGUUGCAGGCUGUGUGUUUAAAAGGGAAGAGUAAUCAUCACGGCUGCUACAGUACUCGGUUUUCGGUGUUAUUUUAAAAUCAUGUUUGCAGCCAGUCAGCAUCACAAUUAGAGAUAGGAUAGUAACUAUGGCUCACGAACAAAUUAGCCUGGUGUUCAAGCUGUACUGCCUAACAGUGAUGACGCUGGUGGCAGCCACUUACACCGUGGCUCUGCGGUACACAAGGACCGUGUCACUAGACCUGUAUUUCUCCACCACAGCAGUGUGCAUCACUGAGGUCAUCAAGCUCUUCUUAAGUCUGGGAAUGCUGGCCAGGGAAUCUGGGAGCAUUGAUAGGCUAAAGACAUCACUCACUGAACAUGUGUUUCGAAGCCCAAAGGAGCUUCUGAAGCUAAGUGUUCCCUCUGUGGUAUAUGCCAUUCAGAACAACAUGGCAUUUUUGGCAUUAAGUAACCUGGAUGCAGCUGUUUAUCAGGUGACCUACCAGCUGAAAAUCCCCUGCACUGCUCUGUGCACGGUUCUCAUGCUAAACCGGUCCCUCAGCCGUCUCCAGUGGUUCUCGGUCUUCUUGCUCUGUGGCGGGGUCACACUGGUGCAGUGGAACCCGGCCGAGUCUACAAAAGUGCAGGUUGACCAGAACCCAGUUUUAGGUUUAAUUGCUAUUGCCGUAGCUGUGUUGUGUUCUGGAUUUGCAGGUGUAUACUUUGAGAAAGUUCUGAAGAGCUCAGAUACAUCCCUGUGGGUGCGGAACAUCCAGAUGUACCUAUCGGGCAUUGUAGUGACUCUGGUCGGGGUCUUCAUAUCAGAUGGCCCAAAGGUGCUAGAAAAGGGAUUCUUCUAUGGCUAUACAGCCUGGGUGUGUCUUGUGGUCUUUUUGGCCAGUGUAGGUGGUCUGUACACAUCAGUGGUGGUCAAGUACACAGACAACAUCAUGAAGGGAUUCUCUGCUGCUGCUGCCAUUAUUCUUUCCACAGUAGCUUCAGUCCUCCUCUUUGGACUACAGAUAACUGUCACCUUUGCCAGUGGUGCUGUGUUGGUGUGCCUGUCCAUAUAUCUGUAUGGCCUGCCAACACAGGAUACCACCAAACUCAUCAGAGCAGAACCACACAAAGGGACUAAUCAGAGGCUGAUGAUAAUCUGAGUUGAAGCACAGCCUCCCUGGACACAGCUGCACAAUGCGUAUACAGGCUGUGGCAUGUCUUUCUGGAUGGUGAACCACAGUAAGAAGUACGCUCAACAUGGUCACGGCCAGAAGUUUUGAAUAAGUUGCCUCAUUUUUACUCAGCAAUGGCUGAGUUUUUUUCCCUACUGCAUACAAAAGAUAUCCGUUUUGUCCUCUGGUCUCUUUUAAUGACUGACAUUUUCAACUUGGAGAGAUUCCUUUGUUCAUGGAGUCUGAGUUGGUUUGGUGAUCAUAAGACUGUUGCAAGAGAGAUAUUUUAAAUUUUUUUUAUGGUGUAAAUUUCACUGACACAGGAUGACUGGCAACAGAAAAAUAUGGACAUGAAACAAGUUCCAGCUCUGAAAGGUAUGCAAGAGGAAGUGCAUGUGCUGGAAUGUGACCUGAGUUUCGAUGACAGUUUCUUGCAACAAAUUUCGGAUUUAUGCAUGUAAGGUGGGAGGUUAGGGGACCAAUAUCCAGUAUUACUCAAAAAAAAAAAAAAAAAA